CCGAGCCGUAAUGGAAGCUGACUAGCAGCUAGCCCUUAAAGCUAGCGGGGGCAACAAAUGCAAACAAUUAGAUGACCAUGGCGGACGAUGACCUUGAUCAACUUCUGGAUGAAGUUGAAAAAAAGUUUUGUUGUAACGUUUCGGUGGCGUGUUCAGCUCGCAGGGACAUAAGCGAGAGUGAAAAAUCCAGCGAGGGCAAAAACAGACGGAGAAAGCACAGUGUCAUCCAACCUGAGCAGCCGAUAAGCAGCGUCUCUGAGGAUAUUGAUGCUUUUCUGGAAGAAUUCCUGGAGGAAAAUUACAACGAUUCCCCUUCAAUAAAGACUGAACAGUUUUCUAAAGGACCACAGGUGGAGAAGAAGCUCUCAGCUCAGUCUGGAGGAAGAAAGUGCUGUCCUGUUUUCAUUGGCGGGAGCUCAGUCACAAACGGCGUUGGAACAGCUACAUCCAAGAGGUCGUGUGACCAGCUACGGUGUGUAUCCUGUGACUUCCGUGUGCUGAUGUUUGACGAUUCUGAAUGGGAUGCAUCUUGUGAUUACCUGUUCCUAAGGAACAACAUGCCGGACCGUCAGAAGCUCAGAACCAAGCUGAGGAGGUGGGGGGGUUCCCGGGCGUACUGCUGCCAGUGCAGCUGGUUCUCUGCGUCAGAGACAACAGACCUCAGAGACCGACCUCAGCUCAGAUGGGUCUGUGGCAAACACCAGGACUGAUGUUCACUCCUCACCACUGCAAACACACCGUUUAUUCUUAAAUCAUCAACUAACGCCAGCUAUUCUCCUAAACAGGUCAAUCACCUAGAUGUAAUUGCUAGA
Messenger RNA from Nematolebias whitei (Rio pearlfish), 812 nucleotides. It is a transcript of the gene cfap418, whose product is annotated as cilia and flagella associated protein 418. Lineage: Eukaryota; Metazoa; Chordata; Actinopteri; Cyprinodontiformes; Rivulidae. The record is from RefSeq and is a predicted model, not a curated record. Bases 72 to 710 code for a protein of 212 amino acids. Gene Ontology annotation, cellular component: cytosol. The transcript is spliced from 6 exons.